This is a messenger RNA of Mesorhabditis spiculigera, 2301 nucleotides long. Lineage: Eukaryota; Metazoa; Nematoda; Chromadorea; Rhabditida; Rhabditidae. The record is from the annotation of a GenBank genome assembly.
AUGGAACUCAAGAUCGACACUCAUCACCAUAUUGUCCCGCCUGAUUACGCAAAGUGGUUGGAUUCGCGCGGGAUAACAGCCGGUGGGUUGCCUAUCCCAGUGUGGUCAGCCGAGGGCAGCCUGGAUCUGAUGGAGUCGCAAGGAACCUCCUGCUCCAUUCUGUCGGUCUCCACGCCGGGUGUUCACCUAGGAAACGAUCAAGAAGCCCGCGCGCAAGCUCGGGAGGUGAAUGAGUACGCCGCCAGCGUCAUCAGAACCUACCCUGGGAAAUUCGGUUUUUUCGCCACGUUGACUUUACCGGAUGUUGAAGGCGCGAUUGCUGAAGCGGCUUAUGCGUUCGAUAAGCUGGGCGCCGAUGGCGUCAUCCUGCUGGCUAACGUAGGCGGCCGCUACCUGGGCGAGGCCGCAUUCGAGCCGUUGAUGGAGGAGUUGAAUCGUCGGAGCAGUGUGGUGUUCAUCCACCCCAGUGAACUGCCAUGCGAGCCGGUAGAAGGUAUUCCGCCCUAUGUGGCCGACUUCCUCUUGGAUACAACCCGAGCGGCAAUCAACAUCGCCAAAGCGGGCUGGCUAGAGCGCUAUCCAAACAUUUCGUUCGUGCUGUCUCACGGCGGAGGCUUUCUCCCAUUCGCUGCCCAGCGAAUCGCUCGGGCGGUAUCGGAUGGCGGCCCGGAUGACGUGGGGAUCGAGCGGCUCAGAAAGUUCUAUUUCGACACCGCGCUGGCCAGCAGCCCGUUUGCCCUUGCCGCCUUGUUGGAGUUUGCGAAGCCGGAACGAGUUUUCUUCGGCAGUGACUGGCCAUAUGCGCCUAAAGCCAGGUCCAUGAACUUCUUGAGCCUCCUUGAAAACUACGCCAUGGACGAUGCGACGCGCCGCCGUAUUUACCGUGAAAACGCUGCGCAGUUGUUCAAAAAAAAGAGCCGGCUAAAGCGUCAAAUUGACGUGAAGAACCCGCGCACAGGCACCGUUGACUAUCGCAUUGCUCGCUUGUCAGAGACGGAUUUCGACACGGUUUGCCAGGAGCUACGCAGCGGGCAAAAGACAUGGUCGAAAGCCGGACUGGAAGCUCGGGUGAAAGUGCUUCUUCAAUGGGCCGAUGCGAUCGAAGUCAACGCAAAUCUCAUCGGCUCUGCCGAAGCCUUGGAUACUGGGCGGCAGCGGUUAUCUCACGAAGUCCCGCACAUGGUGGUGGGUUCAAUCCGUGAUUGGUGUGCAAAAGCGCCGCACAUCUUCGCGUCCGCACAACGUACCGGCACGUCAGUAAUCAAUGCUAAUGUCGUGUUUGAAACCCAACUGGUGCCGUAUGGCUUGGUGGGUUUUAUUACGCCGUGGAACCACCCCUUCCUUCUGUCAAUGAUUGACGCCAUCCCGGCGUUGCUGGCCGGUUGCGCAGCGGUUAUCAAGCCCAGCGAAAUUGCUCCCAGGUUUAUCGAGCCGGUUAUGGAAACGGUGCGUCAGUUUCCUGAGCUGGCGGCUGUGCUGAGGUACGUCGCGGGAGACGGCGCAACAGGGCAGGCACUGAUUCAGCGGGUCGAUGCCGUGUGCUUCACCGGCAGCAUCAAGACUGGUCGUUUGGUGGCAGAAGCGUGUGCACGACGGCUCAUACCGGCGUUUCUCGAGUUGGGUGGCAAAGACCCCGCAAUCGUCACCGAGCAUGCGGAUCUAGAGCGUGCGGCCACUUCGGUUCUUCGCGGGUCGGUAUUCGCCAUGGGUCAGAUCUGUUUUUCGGUUGAGCGGGUGUAUGUCCAUGAGUCCGUUUACGACGAUUUCGUUGCUUUGUUGGCGGGCAAGUCGCAAGCGCUGGAGCUUGCGUACCCAGACCCAGCGCAUGGGGAUUUGGGCCCGUUUAUUCUCGCCAGCCAAGCAGCGAUCGUUGAUUCCCACAUCGAUGAUGCGGUAUCGCAGGGCGCGAAAGUCGUAACCGGUGGCAGAAGUGAAAACCUGGGUGGCGGCCACUACAUGCGAGCGACGGUUAUCUCUGACGUAACGCACGACAUGAAGUUGAUGACCGAUGAGACCUUCGGGCCGGUUACUCCCGUUAUGAAGUACCGCACGGAAGACGAAGCGGUCGCGCUGGCCAACGACUCCGUUUAUGGCCUGUCAGCGGCAGUCUUUGCCGGUAGCGAAGAAGAGGCGAUGCGUAUCGGCCAACAGAUCGAUGCCGGCGCUGUGGCCCUGCAGGAUGCGGCCAUCACGAUUUACAUCCUUCGCGACGCGGAAAAAUGUCUUUCAAAUCAUCUGGAAUUGGCGGGUCUCGCAUGGGCCCUAACGCGUUGCUGCGUUUUGUCCUUCGCAAAGCUUUGG